AUGACUACUGAACGGAAUAAUGAUAAUAACAAUGAUUUGCUAGAUGAACCUAAUGAACAUCGUAGAAAAACAGUGAAACGAAGACCAAUUGUCCCUGAUGGUGGUUGGGGAUGGAUUAUUGUCUUUUCAUCUUUUAUGAUUCAUUUUAUUAUGGAUGGGAUUACCUAUUCAAUGGGCGAUAUCUAUUUGGAACCAAUGUUAUCUAGUCUUAAACUCAAUCGAGGUUAUGUGUCAAUUAUAUUUGCUUUUUUAGAAUCUAUUACUCUAGCUGCAGCACCUAUCUCAACAGUUUUCACAAAUACAUUUGGAUCUCGAAAAAUCACAAUAGUUGGUGCAAUUCUUGCAUCACUUGGUUUUUUUCUUAGUCGAUUGUGGACUAAUAUUUAUUAUUAUUAUGUGACAAUUGGUUUGAUUGCAGGCAUUGGUUGUGGACUAAUGUAUUUGCCUGCUAUUGUUUCAGUUGGAUAUUAUUUUGAACGAAAACGUUCAUUUGCAAUAGGUAUUGCUGAUUGUGGUUCCGGUUUAGGCACAAUUGCAUUUCCAUUUUUUAUACCUUGGAUAAUGGAACAUUUCUUUUCAAAUGAUUACAAAGGCAUUCUUCUGCUUGAAUCAGUCCUUCUUUUAAUGUGUGCCUUUUUUGGACUUCUCAUGGUUCCAUUACCCAUUGAACUGAGUGAACAACGUCGUGCUCGUUUAAAACUACGUGCAGAAGCUAAACGACAAGCCACAAAUAAAGUAGUAUUAGACAAAGAUAACAAUGCCAAUCAACUAAUUACUGAACAACAAAGGUUUGAAAAAGAUCAAAAUAAAUUCUCACAAAGACCUUCUCUCUCUAUAUUCUGAGUAUUAAAUUGAUUUUUAUUGAAAUAGUCAUUGUUAUAAAACUUGAAAAAAACCACAUUUAGAAAGAAAGUGUUAGUGAGAUUUUAUUCUUUUUGUUGAUAUGAUUUGAUAAGGAAAAGAAAAUGAUGUGAGAUCAAAGUGAUGCGAUGACAAAAACUCGUAAAGAUGUUAAUAUAUAUAUAUAUUUGUGAUAUACAAGUUUUACAAGCUAAAUACGAGAGAAAGAUUUCGAUUUUAUUACUUUUC
This is a messenger RNA of Adineta steineri, 1089 nucleotides long. The record is from the annotation of a GenBank genome assembly. NCBI's taxonomy places the organism in Eukaryota, Metazoa, Rotifera, Eurotatoria, Adinetida, Adinetidae.